This is a messenger RNA of Pelodiscus sinensis (Chinese soft-shelled turtle), 1766 nucleotides long. The record is from RefSeq and is a predicted model, not a curated record. NCBI's taxonomy places the organism in Eukaryota, Metazoa, Chordata, Testudines, Trionychidae.
AUGUCUGCCCCCUGCUCUGAGCAGCUUCUGCUUGGUUCUGAAGCUUGUGAGUUUGUGUACGGGAGCUGCCAGAGAGGAGAGAAAGCUGGGGACAGGCAGCUGGAGGUGGGAAAUGAGGGUCCCCUGGCUCUGGCAAGAAGAGGUGAGCUGCCCUGCAAAAGACAGUGCCACUGGCGUCCCCUGGGUCCUAACUGCCCCCUGAUCUUCUCCUUCCAGAGGUUCCGGUUCUGCGGAGACUUGGACUGUCCCGACUGGGUCCUGGCUGAGAUCAGCACCUUGGCCAAAAUAUCCUCGGUGAAGCUGAAGCUGAUCUGUGGCCAGGUGCUGAAGGACUUGCAAGGCGAGGGGAUUGAUUAUGAAAAGAUCCUGAAGCUAACGUCGGAUACCAAGUUCGAGUCCGGGGACGUGAAGGCCACCAUCGCCGUGCUCAGCUUCAUCCUGUCCAGCGCGGCCAAGCACGGCGUGGACAGCGACUCUCUGUCCAGCGAGCUGCAGCAGCUGGGGCUGCCCAAAGAACAUGCCACGGGCUUGUGCCGGUCCUACGAGGAGAAACAGAGCCCCCUGCAGGACAUCCUGAGGGCGCGCAGCCUGAGGUUGAGCCGUCUGGACUCGGUGUCCUGGAGGGUGGAUCACACGCUCAGCUCCUGAGAGCUCCAGCAGGUGAACGAGCCGCUGGUGCACCUGAAGUUGGCCGUGCGAGACGAGGACAGGGGCGUGACAGAGCCCCUUGCCAUGACCGUGUCGGCAGAGAAGUUCCGGGUCUUGCUGGCAGAGCUGAGGCAGGCCCACGCCCUGAUGAAAUCUCUCAGCUGAGGAGCUGGGCGCACGGCGGUGAGCAGGAAGGAGCCGGCUGCUUGUGCUGCAGCCCCUCAGAGUCUGGUGGGUGCGGUUCCUCCGCUGGGGACGCCCCUUGUGACAGACGCCGCCUGCACUGGGCUCUCUCCUCCAUCCCCAGACCCCUGAUGCUGAAACUGAUGCUGGCUCUUCCUGCGGCCGCUCCCACUCUUCCUGGCUGCUCUCCCCCAUCCGCCUCCUGCCAGCCCUUCUCCAUCCCGCCCACAAGCCCUCACCCAGGAUCCAACCCCAGAGCGCGGGGGGGUGGGGGCUUAGCGGCUUCUGUAUCUGCUCACAAGAUCCCCACCCAGAGCCCAGCUCCAGCUGGGGGCAAGGAAAGGGAUUUCCCGCAGCAAAGGCGCCUGAAACCUUCAGCUGCGCAGCAGAGUCCCACACGUGCCUGGGGAACACCCAGGCCUGCCAGAGGCUGGUUUAACAAUGAAAGACCCUGAAAUCCCCUGCACAGCCCUUUGCUCUGUUCCCGACCAGCCCAGGCAGCUGAUCUGCCAGAAUUGUCUCCUGGGGUGAGUCCUGGGCACAUGCGUGGGGCCCCCGUCUGUGGAGACAGCGUGCUGCAGCCUGCCAGGCUCCACGGCGGCUGGGCCCUGAGCGCCCUGUGGCGAUCGAGGAUGCCCAGUGCCAGCGGCCGGGGUGACCCUGCCAGUCCCAUGGAAGAGGUUGGAAAGUCUCACCAGCCGCAGCAGGAUGGAGCUUUCACUAGCCCGCUCCUCUCCCACCUGCUCUGUCGUCUUCUCCCCUGCCACCUCAUCUACCACCUUUUCCAGGGCAGCUCCAUGCCCGGAUUGAGGCCCAGCACGGACAGGCAGCCGGGAGCUCUUCCUGCAUUUCCCAGGGGCCUGGCACAUGAAGCCAGUGGUUUACAAUGGGCCCUAAUUUGCAAGAGGGAUCCAAUAAAGCCACAAAGGCGGCAA